Molecule: messenger RNA, 1575 nt
Organism: Huiozyma naganishii CBS 8797
Lineage: Eukaryota; Fungi; Ascomycota; Saccharomycetes; Saccharomycetales; Saccharomycetaceae
Gene: SCW11
Product: putative glucan endo-1,3-beta-D-glucosidase
Exons: 1
Coding region: 1-1575 (524 amino acids)
Biological process (GO): cell wall organization; carbohydrate metabolic process
Cellular component (GO): cell surface; extracellular region; fungal-type cell wall
Molecular function (GO): 1,3-beta-glucanosyltransferase activity; glucan endo-1,3-beta-D-glucosidase activity
Source: RefSeq, a predicted model, not a curated record
AUGCAAUUCACCUCAUCCACAAAGCAUGUUAUGCUUAUAUUGACGCUUACGGUCCUUUCGAACGCUUUCCCUCUGUUUAACAAGAGGGAGAUCGUAACCAGAAUGCAUACUGCCAGUACAACAAACACUGUUACAGAUGUUUAUUCUACCACAACUGAAAUAGUCACUGCACCAACGGUGUAUUAUGUUGUUGAUGGGGAUGUCACCUCGACGUCUACCGAUAUUCACGAUGGUGUUAACCCAACUGCCGCUCCAACGACCACUGUGAUCCUAAAUCGUAAAGAUGUUAUUAACAACCCCUCAACUCAAGAUGGCGUCAGAACCACCUCGACACUAACCCCAACGACCACUUCCCUAACUACUACUUCUGAGCAACAAACGACUCCAACUGCCACGUCAACAGAACAAACGACUCCAACUGCCACGGCAACAGAACAAACAACUCCAACAACAACGAAAUCCGGUUACCUAAAUACUAGGAAAACCACAAAAACUGCCUUGAAUGAAGAUUACUUUUAUGACACACAGCCAACAGAGGGCCAUUCGCACGGCAAUACAAAUGCCAAUCAAGAUGUUUCGGUUAUGAUGACCACUUCCACUCAACAAGACAAUGCUGCGCCUACGACCACCCAGAAUACGCAACAAGAGACUACGAGUACUCAAAAUCAGCAGCAAGACACCACCACCCAAGAACAACAGCAGACUACAACCACGCAACCCCAAUCUACGCCUACUCAAAGUCCUGGUUUAUCAGGAAGCAACAGUGGUUCUGCACUAAGUUCUGUUCCUCAAUGUCUAGCCUAUUCCCCAUACAACAAUGACGGUUCAUGCAGAUCUGCCGGAGAUGUUUACUCCGAUCUAGCUAUCAUCAAGGGUAAAGGUGUAAACUCCGUUCGUAUCUAUGGGACAGACUGUAACUCUUUGCAAACAGUUCAACCGGCCUGCGCUGAAUUGGGUAUCAAAAUCAAUCAAGGUUUAUGGCUCGGUGCCGAAGGGGCUGACUCCGUGGAUCAGCCAUUAGCCGCUGUUAUCGAAUACGGUCAAGCAAAUGGUUGGGAUACGUUUGAAUACAUCACAAUCGGUAAUGAAGCGAUUAACUCUGGUUACUGUUCUGUUCAGGAUCUGAUUUCUAAAAUUGCAAGUGUUAAGAGCCAACUGCAGAGUGCAGGUUAUAGUGGACAAGUGACCACCAGUGAACCACCUGUUACUUUUGAAAACCACCCAGAAUUGUGCACCAACUCAGCUAUUGAUUUUGUUGGGAUUAACCCUCACUCUUACUUCGAUGUAAACUCGGAUGCCCAAAGCUCAGGAUCAUUUGUUAAGGGUCAAUUAAACAUUGUUCAAAACACAUGUGGUGGUAAAAAUGUUGUUAUUACAGAGACCGGUUAUCCAUCCAGAGGUAUUCAAAACGGUAACAACAUUCCCUCCCAGGAAAACCAAAUUGUUGCUGUCCAAAGUAUAUUAGAUGAACUGAACCAGCAGGUAACCAUCUUAUCAUACACUGAUGAUUACUGGAAGGCACCAGGUCCAUAUGGUAUUGAACAGUUCUUCGGGAUUGGUACUCUCCUAAAGUAA